GUCUGAUCUGUGGUAAAUGCCACGCUCGUGAGUUGGCGGGUAUAAAUUUGUCGCCGCACGGUGUAGUUUGGCACGCUGAACGGCGUUGGCGUGUUGGUCAAGCAGCGAGUGCCACCGACAUCGUCGAACUGUGUAAGAGCGUCCAGUCCAGAAAUGCAAGACUGUGAGGCACAUUGCAAUGACCGUCUCAAGUUUUCCAGGGCAUUUUAGGAGAUCGCAUCGUGGAAGAGAUGCAGCCUUUUGCUUCAGUUCCACAAGCAGUAGGGUAUUUCCGCAUCCGGUGUAGGUCAGUGUCUCCCCCAACCACUGCAAACUACAUAAUGAAAAGGCACACGGUCCUUUCACAAAAGUGGAUGCGUGGUGCAGGCAGUAACCACGGUGAAACAUCGAGGUUCAGUUCAACAGCCACACCACCAGGUCUCGACCCACCACGGCUAACAACAAAAGAUGUCAAAAACGGAACAAGAUCACAGUUGUUUGGAUGUAGAUUGAACGUGUUCCCUUCCCUCCUGCUAAAAUGUUGCACCCUGUGCAGUCAGUUGUUUAGCUGCAGCACGUUUUCAGGUGCAAAGAGUCAGAACCCCCGUGCUUCCCAAGACAUUUGAUGUGGUAUUGACAUGCAUUCAGGAAUUUAUCGCGUUUCUUGAGGUUUUUUGGCUUGCCGCUUUCACAGUUGUUGUCUUGAAGGUGGCUAAACCGAUUUGCUUUGGAGCUGGAAGGCUGGCAGUCAGUCUGAAAUUGUUGGAGGCUCCAUGUUUAACUUUCGUGAAGCAGUGGCGAAAGACAGUUGGAUCCAAGUGGUCGAUGGAAGGUCCUCAAGUCGACGACAGCGUUGACAUGCUUGAAGAGGCUGACCUUGACCAGCGACAGAGGGAGAUGAUGGAUGUAAUCUCAGCAGAGCAAGCAGAGGCGCGCAAGAUCAUGGAUAGCCUUCAACGAGUUGGUCAAGUCACUCUUCUGAGCUUGCUACACGCAUUGCGGACUCACGGCACCUUCGGAAGGAUUUGGAAGAAGUUGAACAGCGACUUGGCCUGGCGAAAGCACGGCCAGAAGUGUGUGGUCACUCGGGGAACCGAUGAUCAAGGAAGGUGGAUUUGUGAGCCUUGGACGUAUCACAUAGAUGCGAAUUUCUCCUCUCUUCUUCCCAAGUACAAGCAAGCCGCAGGUUUGAAUGGCGUGGGUGAGUCAAGGGUGGCAGUUUGUGUCCUCGGCGCACCUCGGACAGUGGUGAAGACCUACCCAUCUACUCGAGAAAAUGUUGCGCGGGCGCUUUCCGCCGAUACCUUCGUCUAUGUGCCAUUCCAAAGCCUUUUGACUCCAGCCUUGGAGGAAGAUUUGAAAGGAUUGGGUGAAGCCGUUACAGCCAUUUUAGUGCCGGAUGUGGACCGUGACACCUUUGAGGCACGGGUGAUCAGCGAGCUGAAAGACCCAAAGUUCAGAUUGUUCUAUGGUAUGGCCAAAGGGCCAUGGAGAGCUCCUCUCUUUCGACAAAUGGGGAGUAGUAUGUGGGGAUAUCAUAACCAGCACGGCUGUCGAAGGAUGGUGGAAUCAUUUGAGAACCAGCGUGGGUGGCAGUAUGAAUGGGUGGUCUUUGCACGAGCGGAAAUGUUCUGGACGCAGAGACAUCCACCUGUUGAGGUGCUGGACCCAGCGUACGUGCACAUACCAAUGGGCCAGGACAACAACAACUACAAUUUCAACCCCCUCAAAGGUGUCAACGACCGUCAUGCUGUCGUUCCAAAGCGCUGGUUCGAUGCCUACUUCAAUCGCUAUCAGUCGAUUCUGGAUGGCAGCGCUUGGAGCUACCUUGCCAGAGUCGCACAGGAAGGGUACAUGAUCAACACAGAGCAAUACUUGCUCCUGCACUUGGAGGCCCACAAGGUGCAGAUCCGGCGCUUUCCGCCCGUGUCAUUUCUGUCACAUUGUACAGAAGGUCCGCAGUGCCAGCACCUGUACAAGGGCACAAACCUUGGAAAGCAACGUUGGACUCCAACAGCAAAGUACUUCACUGAAAUGCUGGAAGCGCGGCGCACUACAGUGGACGACUUUCACAAGGUUCGACGGCUGGAGUCUGGCUGGAUCUGGAUGCCUGUUUGGCCUCACGUGGCCUGGAUCUGGGGGAUCGUGAAGAAAGACGAUCGGAAUGCUUCCCUGCAGGAUAUGGAUCCCAAAGAGCUCCUUGGCUCGGAUGUUGUGUGCGGUUUGUCCAAGCACGGUGCAAUCUCAAGUGGAGUGAUCAGCGACCCGACCGACCGCACUCAGAUGGUGUUCGAUGCUUGUGGCUACUGAUCAGAGGGCAAGGGCAUUACUACUAGUAGCUAGAAGCUACUAGUAACAAGGGCAUUAGUAACAAGGAAUGGACUCGUGUCAG
Molecule: messenger RNA, 2371 nt
Organism: Durusdinium trenchii
Lineage: Eukaryota; Dinophyceae; Suessiales; Symbiodiniaceae
Source: the annotation of a GenBank genome assembly